Messenger RNA from Mus musculus (house mouse), 4996 nucleotides. RefSeq names its product mitochondrial ribosomal protein S10 (gene Mrps10). Bases 1267 to 1863 code for a protein of 198 amino acids. Gene Ontology annotation, biological process: translation. Gene Ontology annotation, cellular component: ribosome; mitochondrial small ribosomal subunit; mitochondrion. The transcript has 8 exons. The record is from RefSeq and is a predicted model, not a curated record. Gene Ontology annotation, molecular function: structural constituent of ribosome. NCBI's taxonomy places the organism in Eukaryota, Metazoa, Chordata, Mammalia, Rodentia, Muridae.
GGGUGGGCGUGGGGUCCCGGCUGCCGACGGCGCCGUCAUCGUCGAGUCUCGCUGCCACCCUCUGCCCGACCCGUACGGAGUCAUCCUCCGUUGGAGGAAGUUAUUAGAAAGUGACAAGAAAAGGGCAGGUUUUUCUCUCGAGGGACCCUACAUAAAUUGGCAAGACGGGAGCGAGAACCGUAAGACGUCAGAGCAGGAAGGAUGAGGAAAACGCGUUCAGAGCCCUCCCUCCACGGUAGAGAGGGCCAUGGAAACCGUGAGCUCAGAGAAGACAACGCUGGUCUCGGAUUCUUAGGAACCGAGCCAGCAAACGCUGGGUCACAUAAAGCCCCGGUGCAGCCCCACUGGGACGCCCUGCUCGCCUCCACGGCUGAGGAGGUGACCCGAGAGCUCCCAGGUCAGGGGAAUGGGUCAGAUCUCCCUCGAGAGGGUCUUUGAAAAAGGAAAACUUGCCUGGAGUUCGCAUGGCAUGAAUCACAGCACUGGGGAAAGGAGGCAGGCGGACGAACUUCUGGGUUCGAAGACAGCCAGGUUAUGUAUUGAGAUCCUAUCACAAAAAUAAUUUAAAUUAAAAACAAAAAAACCAGGCUGUUCUCAAGAACUUUGGUCUUGAAACUUUUGUGACUCUUCUCAAUGGUCAUUUAGUAGUUUUGAAAAUAAUGCUCAGAACUGGGUCAGAUGGCUGACCCUGAAAUAGCAUUACUUGUAAAACCUGGCUUGCAUAUUGAGGCCCUGUCCCAAAAUAAACGAAUUCUUUAAAAAAGGAAGAGCUGACACUGUGGCUCGGUUGCUCAAGGGCCUAAUGCCUAAAGCUGGCCCUGUCGGCCCCACAGCAGCAUGUAACCCAGAGGUGGUGGCCCACACCUGUAAUACCAGCCCUUGAGAGGCCAAAGCAAGAGGCGCACGCCUUUAAUCCCAGCACUCGGGAGGCAGAGGCAGGCGGAUUUCUGAGUUCAAGGCCAGCCUGGUCUACAAAGUGAGUUCCAGGACAGCCGGGGCUACACAGAGAAACCCUGUCUCGAAAAAAAAAAGGAUCAAAGAUUCCAAAAAGUUUGUUUUUCAUACUAGAGAUUGAACCCAGGGCCUUGCUUACACCAGACAAGGGUUCUGCCACUGAAGCCCAUUUGUAGCCUUCUGUGGGACUCGAGUGGUCUGCUAGGGUUGCCGAGCCAUCACUCCAGCCUCGAUAUCGUCCCAGUUUUCGCAUACCAUCUUUUACUAGAUGGUACAACCCACGCAGCUCUGGAAGACUCCACUGAACACCAAAUGGAGAAUGAGAGCAGAAAAGUCUUGAGUAAUGUCAUGGAAUUGGGGAAUUCCUCUAUAAAUGGUUCUAAGAGCAGGACAACCAGAGCUGGUGGCCUCGCGCUCAGUGCCAGUAUGAAGUGGGUGCCACUGUCAAACCUGCAUGUGGACGUCCCAAAGGAUGUGACCAGACCUACGAUAACCACUUCCGAUGAGCCAGACACGUUGUACAAACGCCUGUCCAUCUUAGUGAAAGCCCAUGACAGGGCUGUGUUAGACAGCUAUGAGUACUUUGCUGUGCUCGCUGCUAAAGAACUUGGCAUUUCUAUUAAAGUACACGAGCCGCCAAGGAAAAUAGAGCGCUUCACUCUUCUCAAGUCGGUGCACAUCUUCAAGAAACACAGAGUCCAGUAUGAGAUGAGGACACUCUACAGAUGUUUGGAGUUAAAACAUUUGACUGGAAGCACAGCCAGUGUCUACCUGGAGUAUAUCCAGCGAAACUUGCCUGAAGGGGUGGCCAUGGAAGUGACAAAGACGCAGAUACAGCAGUUGCCAGAACACAUCAAGGAACCGAUGUGGGAAACAGUUCCCGAGGAGAAGGAAGAAAGCAAGUCGUAAGCCUCAGGGAUGGCGGAUCCGGCCGGAGCAUGUGUUCCAUGGAGAGCGCCCCCUGUGGGGAGUCAGGGCCGCCUGCCCUUGCUCGGCUGGGGCCUCACCCUGGGCAGCCAGGUGGGAGCAGGCUGGGUUUCAGGGAAGCACCGCUGUACCUGUUCUCUAUAGCAGAGGAUGCUUGUGUCCCGAUAUGAACAAACAUUAGCAAACUUCUGCAUAACCCAAAACAAAAGAACCAGAUUUAAACAUUUGUGUAGCGCUGCUGACUUCUUGUUAGCCUGUGCUAAUUUUAUUUUGUUCUUAUUUAUUUAUCCAUCCAUUCAUUCCUUUUUAUUUCUGGAACUCAUGGAGAUCUAUCGGCCUCUGCCUCCCAAAUGCUGGAUUAAAAGUGUGUCCACCAUGCCUGGCUGGUUUUGUUUACUUGUUCAUUCAACAGAAAAUGAGCGGUGCCUUUUCAAUUUCCCCAAACACCUGUGCUUAAAUGAACGCUGGCCACUGCAAAUGUGGCCUUCCCCCUGUGUACCCAGCAUGCACUGCCGGGGUGACGGUCAGCACAUGGCCUGAUGUCAGCACUGCUUCAGAAACUGACUGUGCACCGUGUCACACACACAGCUCCUGUAGCCCAGAGCCCUGUGCAGCCACUGCCCAUGGCCACUGCAGUGGGUCUCUGCUUGCGGCCACCGCCCAUGGCCACUGCAGUGGGUCUCUGCUUGCAGCCACCGCCCAUGGCCACUGCAGUGGGUCUCUGCUCUCAGGCACUUAGGCAUCGUCUGACCUGUGAUUCAUUCAUCCACCCAGCUUUGAUUCAGUGCUCUGCUCUGAGAACCGUGGUGAACACCCGGGAUUAACUAGAACCAGCGGCUUCACGGACUGUGUGCUCAGGUAAAUGUUUUCCCUUCAGUUUCUCGCUGUUUCUUACAGUCUGAGAAGGCCUGUGUUGUGUGUGGUUUCCUUCACUUCUCUGUCCCCUACACAGACUUGCCUGGCCUGACCUCAGGUGUCAGUGCUCUGAGUGCAUACUGCUUCUGUGCAAGGCUGUCAUUACCAUGAGAAGAAUCACAGCCCCAUCUGCGACCUCUUGCUCAGGAGUUGGCUGUCAUUCACAAAGUAUGUCUCAGCGUACUUACCCCAGGAGUGAGCCUCACUAAAGAUUAGGACCUAGCUGGGCAGACAGGAGCAGGGCUAAUGCUGGGUCUAGCAAAGCAGCAGUCUGACUCACUUUUAUCUGAAGGGCGUGAUUCUAAAGUGGCUAGACCCACACAUAAGAUUUGAGGGCUUUUUCAUUUAUAAACAAUAAAGUCAGUGGCUCACCACCCAGGACUGAUACAAACCACGUCAGUGGAUGGACGUCCAUUCCCAGUUGUUUCCCGAUAAAUACUUAGGUUAGUCAUUUAUGCAGUGAAAACUUGAGCCAGUGGCAUGCAACCUGGAUAAGCCUGCUCUCACAAAGCCAGACACACAAGUGCACCCCCAGAACCCACACAGUGGGAAGAAAGAACCACCUCAAAGUUAUCCUGUGACCUGUGCAUGCCCAAACACUGUGAGUACAAAUGAAUUUUUAAAAGCUCAUUGUAAGAUAAAGACAUCACUGCGCACACAGCAAAACCUAUCUCUUUUAAAGGUUUGUUUUUUAAUUCUGUAUCUGUGCAUGGGUAUGUGCACGAGGCCGAAGGUGUCAUGUCUCUUAAGUUGGUGUGGACUGCUCAGUGUGGUGCUGGAGUAGAAGACAGUUCUCUGACAGCAGUAAGAGCCCACCUGCCAAACCAUCCCUUUAAGACAGGGUCACGCCGCGCCGAGCAUGGUGGCCCACGCCUUUAUUCCCAGCACUCGGGAGGCAGAGGCAGGCGGAUUUCUGAGUUCGAGGCCAACCUGACCUACAGAGUGAGUUCCAGGACAGCCAAGGCUACACAGAGAAACCCUGUCUCGAAAAACAAAACAAAACAAAAAAAAGACAGGGUCACACCAUUAACUCAAGCUGGCCUUGAACUUGUAGUCCUGCCUCACCCCCAGAAGAGCUGGGAUGCCAGGUGUGAGCCUUCAGGCUCCAUAAAGCUUGCCUGGUUUGGCCUGUUGUCGUAACCAAGGUAAUGUAUCCCGAAAGGCUGGAGAGGAGGUAGGAGGUGAGGGUUUUGUCAGGGUGUGGCCCUCCAGUGCGCAGUUGGUUUCUCUUGUGUGAGAAAUACUUUCCCAUAUUAAUCAUGAUCAUGCUGAGUUUGUUUAAAGUUCUGGUUUACCUACAGAUCUGCUAAGAUUAAGCUAGUCCCAUGCUAAAUUUCCGUCCUUUCAAAAGGAGUGACAGAUAAUCAAGCCAUAGUAAAAAGCUGAGGCAGGAGGAUUGCCAACAGUUCAAGGCUAGCCUCCAUGAGAUACUUAACCCUGCCACAGCAGGGAUUAGGCUUGACUGGGGUGUGGGGACCACCUACCUGUUAAGGUAUAGAUAAAGUAGCUCACAUAGACAUCUGAUGGCAGCGGUGCCUCUGGGGCAGUGAUUCGAUGUUUGUGUGCUGUGUUAAGAACCACCCAGAAGACAGGGAGAGACGAGCCUGGAGCAUGGCUGGGAGGCUAGCUUCAGAUGGAACAUGUGUAGUAUGCCCACAAUACACACUACGGCGUGCCGUGUCUCUCCCAGGGGGUGUCAUACACAUGCUAUCUGAUUUACUCCUUACAAGACCGCAGAUGUGUCAUUAACUCGUAGGACAGAGAGCUGAGGCUUGAAACGCUGGACCUGCUCACUUACUAAGCUGAAAGAUAAAUCCGGGGCCAAGAAAUGGUGGUUUCAAGUUCAGGUGAGGGGCAGGGGCAAACCUAGGACCUAAAGGGGCUCUGAGCCAAGUGUGGGGGGUUCAUACCUGUAAACCCAGCACUGGAGAGGUUGGGGCAAGAGGACUGCCAUACGUCUGAGUUAGCCUGAGCUACAGUUAACUGUCUCACAAAAGGAGGCUGUAGGCAAGCAUUGUCUUGCAGGUCUUUAAUCUCAGCGCAGGAGAGGAAGAAGCAGAGGCAGCCUAUCCGAUCUGCUUAGUGACUUCCAAGGAGCCAGGUCUGCACCAGAGACCCUGCCUCAAAAGACAAAAGAUGGGUGGGGACGGGGAGCAGGAGGAUGUCUCAGCAAGUAAAGGCACUGGCCACUUCAACCUGA